AUGCAAACAACAAAAAAAGACAUAUUAAUUCCUUUAGAAGAAAUUCAAGUACCAACAAGAAACAUUCAAGGAUUAAAAGUUGGAUUUCUUAAGAGUCCAGAAGGAUGGUGUUCUUGUAUACCACAAACUAUUUUAUUAUUACAAAGAUAUGGAUAUGAUAUUUAUAUUGAAAACAACAUCAGUGAAAAUUGGAAAAACGAAGAUUAUGAAAAAUAUUUGUGUAACAUACAAGAACGAAAAACUGUGAUUUCAAUUUGUGAUGUGAUUAUAUCCUUUUAUUUUGAUGGACAAGACAUAAGUUCUUUUCACCAUGAUCAAAUAAUUAUCACUGAACGACAAAUAAUAACUGAGAAUUUUCAACAACAAUUACUUGACUCUGGAGUUGAAGUGAUCACUUUAGACACUAUUCCUUUUCAAAAAGAAUAUUUGUCAUAUUCUUCUACCUAUGCAAAAGAAUCUGGUAAAGGAAAAGGAAUAGGGUUAAUUUCAAUAGAUGAAUUAGGAAUUGUUUCUUCUAAUUAUAAAUAUCAAGCACUUAUUACUGAACCUAAAAAUGUUUCAUUAGUUAGUUGUGCAGAAAUACUUCACCGAUUUAAUAUAUCAUUAACAACAAUGAGUACUAAUCCUGAUAUUAUUAUAACUGAUAAACCAUUUUUAAAUUCUCAAUAUAAACGAGGGACAAUUAUUAUUCCAAUAACAAAUGAACAACUUCAAUUUGACCAAACAAAAUACACAAUAAUACAAAUCACUAAUAAUAAAAUAAUUAAUAAACAUAUCUCUUUGUCUUUAUCAUUUACAAUAAUGAAUUUCUUGAAAUAUUGUAGGUUUAAUGGUUUCUUCAACAAGGAAGAUAAAUUGUCCUCUUUUUACAGUCUUACUAACAACCAAGAAUUAUCUUAUACACAACAAACAGAACUUAUCAAAGAGUUACAACCACAAUUAAAAGAAGUAGAUAUUGAUGAAACAUCUCCUAAAGAAAAUGUAUUUCUUUCUUUCAUACGUCGUUAUUUUAAUAAAAGUUAUCUUGGAUUAAUAAUAGUCAUUACAUUUUUAAUUCUUAUAACGGUGUGGGGAUCUUUUCAAAAUUCAAUAGAAACUACAAUUAAAGAUCCUAUUCUUAUUUGUGUAUUAUCUUGUGUUGUUGGAGCAUUUAUGGCACGAAGAAUUUCCCCAUCAAUUCACAUUCCAACUGUUUUAUUACUUCUUUCUAUAUCUUGUUCUAUUGGAUAUACUUGUUUAGAUGUAAUGAAUAAUUUCAAGGAUGUAGUUGGGACUUCAUACCGCCAAUAUGGUCCAGUCAUUGUGGAUCUCUUUGGAUUAUUAUUAGUAUCAAUAAUUUUAACCAGUUCUAUUUUCCUUGUUAUUAAAACGAUGAAAUUUUAUUGA
Molecule: messenger RNA, 1386 nt
Organism: Entamoeba histolytica HM-1:IMSS
Lineage: Eukaryota; Evosea; Mastigamoebida; Endamoebidae
Exons: 1
Coding region: 1-1386 (461 amino acids)
Source: RefSeq, a predicted model, not a curated record